Molecule: messenger RNA, 1311 nt
Organism: Phytophthora nicotianae INRA-310
Lineage: Eukaryota; Oomycota; Peronosporomycetes; Peronosporales; Peronosporaceae
Exons: 1
Coding region: 1-1311 (436 amino acids)
Molecular function (GO): hydrolase activity
Source: RefSeq, a predicted model, not a curated record
AUGGUCUACUGCUUCGCGACAAUUCUGCUCGUCGUAGCCUCCGUUCUGGUUUCGUUAGCUCCUGCGACAGCCGAAUCGAUCUGCACGCUGAGUGACUCCGAAGCCUGCACUGUUGAGAGUUUGUCGUCACUAUCCGACGAUGGUAGCGUGCUUAUUUACCCUGGAGGUAACACGCGUUGCGCCUUCGACAACUACCAGGACUCUGUGACAGGGUUUACGACGAACUCCACGUAUUUCUUCCAGGUGUUUCCGAACACGAAUCACGACAAGUCGAAGUUGCUGAUUUUCUUUCAAGGCGGAGGUGGAUGCACGGACAACAAUACAUGUGCCUUCGGCUUGGAGUGCUCGCUUGCUGAGAAUGCUCUGUUUACCACCGUGGCUACCGUGCGAGGGGCCGGAGUUAUUGAUCGAUUCAUGGUGGACAACAUGUUCAAGGAGUGGAACGUGGUAUUCGUGCCAUACUGCACGGGUGACGUUCACGUCGGCAACAGAGUCCUUCCUCCAUUCGAGAGCGGCCUUGAACAACAACUGGGCAACCCGCAGUGUCUUGGAAAAGACUUCCCAAUGUACAUGAACGGAUACAACAACUCCAAGUCAGCGCUCGACUGGGCACUUAAAAACUUUCCGGAUGUUGGCAAUCUCGUCGUAGGUGGUGCCAGUGCUGGAUCACUGGGUGCCCAGUUUUUCAGUGCUCGCAUCGCCGACAUGUGGGAGGUUGAUGCCAAGGGUACACAGUUUUCAGUGAUGGCAGACAGCUAUGUUGGAGUCUUACCAGCAAGUCAUCCGGUACCUGAAUUGGUGGAUUACUUUGGUGGCUGUGAGAAUGGACUUGCCUUCCCCUCGGAAAUUGCGGCGGUCUGCAACGCUGAGAACGCGACAACGAUUGAUCUUGUUGAAGCUCUUAUUGAGGACAACCCUGAAAUAAAGUGGCUGUUCAUCAAUAGCAAAGGUGACACAGUCCAGCGGUACUACUACGCUCUCGUGGACGAGGGAAUCCAAGGCUACCCUUUCCCGAACCUAAUGUCGGAAGAUGAUCUUUACAGGAACAUGUCAGUCAUCCUGGAUGCGUAUCAAACCAAGAGCCCUCGCAUUACCACGUUUUACGUUGAUGGUGAUCAUCAUGUCUUCACGAUGGACAGGAACUUUACGAGCUACAAGAGCGACAAAGGUUUGUUUCUCGGUGAUGUUAUCAAUGAGUGGCUAACAUCCAACACAAGCUCAAAUCAUGCCGUCAACUCCGUAACUGCUCUUGGAACUUCCCCCGGCACACCGGGAUCCAGCAAUAUUCGUCGGAAAGCGGGUGUACAAUGA